This is a messenger RNA of Solanum stenotomum, 2904 nucleotides long. RefSeq names its product putative disease resistance protein RGA1. Gene Ontology annotation, biological process: defense response to other organism. Gene Ontology annotation, molecular function: ADP binding. The coding region runs from base 133 to 2685 and encodes 850 amino acids. Lineage: Eukaryota; Viridiplantae; Streptophyta; Magnoliopsida; Solanales; Solanaceae. The transcript has 2 exons. The record is from RefSeq and is a predicted model, not a curated record.
UACCUCCUCCACGAGGUUGGUAUAAGGUUGAUUAUUCUUACUAUUGAGUUGUUACAAAGUCAUAGAGACAACAUACUGCCCUCUCUCCAGCAUUUCUCCAUACUGUCAAAAAUUUUCCUUCUUUUGAAAGACAUGGCAGCAGCAUCUUUUCUCUUCAACAUUGCAAACUCCAUCUUAGGUAAAUUAGGAUCCCAUGCUCUUCAAGAGUUUUACUUGAUUUGGGGUGUUAAAAAUGAGCUCAAAAAACUCAAGAAGACCUUAGUCACCAUCAGAGAUGUACUGUUGGAUGCUGAGGAUCAACAAUCCAAGAAUCAUGAGUUGACCAAUUGGCUUAAAGAACUCAAAGAUGUUCUUUAUGAUGCUGAUGAUUUUCUUGAUGAAAUUCAGACUCAUGUACAACAGAGUCAAAGGUUGAAACCAAAGGUUUGUUUUUUAUUCUCACCCUUUAAGUUUCUACUUUUUAGAUAUAGAAUGGGUUAUAAAGUGAAAGAAAUAAGGGAGAGAUUAGAUAAUAUUGCAGCUGAUAAAGCUAAAUUCCACUUAUCUGACAGAACUAUUGCCUUAGAAAUGAAUAAAAGGGAUUUGACCUAUUCAUUUAUUCUUCCUUCUGAUGUUGUUGGAAGGAGGAAUGAGAGUGAAGAGGUUAUUGAAGUUCUAAUGCAAAAGGGUGUUGUUGAUGAUCAGAGUCGUCUCUCUGUGGUAUCAAUUGUUGGGAUUGGAGGUGUGGGGAAAACCACACUUGCUAAAUUAGUGUAUAGAGAUGAGAGGAUAGUUAAGAACUUUCCUGUGAGGAUUUGGUUAUGUGCCUCACAGGAUUUUGAUGUUGCAAAAUUGUCUAGAAACAUUGUUAAUUUGGCGAGUGGUGCCUCUUGUGAUAACUUUAAUGUUGAACAAGUCCAUGCUUCGCUUCAAGAUGCUUUGAGGGGGAAGAGGUUUUUACUCAUCAUUGAUGAUGUUUGGAGUCGGGAUCGUUCCAAGUGGUUGGAAUUGAGAAGUUUGUUGAUGGUUGGAGAGUGUGGAAGCAAGGUCGUUGUAACUACUCGUAGUGAUUAUAUUGCCUCGAUGAUGGAAUCCGUCGUUACGUAUAACUUGAAGGAGCUUCCACAUGAGGAUUGCCUCUCUUUGUUUCUAAAAUGGGCGUUUAGGAACGGACAAGAGAGGCAUUUUCCGAACCUUACUAAAAUUGGAGAAGAUAUUGUGAAGAAAUGUAAAGGAGUGCCUUUGGCAGUAAAGACUCUCGGAAGCAUGCUGUAUGCGACAACAGAUGAACGGGAAUGGUUAAAAGUGAGAGACGAUGAGAUAUGGCAACUAAAUCAGGAAGAUGAUGAUAUCUUACCUGCUCUAAGGUUAAGCUACAAUCAGUUGCCAUAUUACUUGAAGCAAUGCUUUGCUUACUGCUCAAUAUUUCCCAAGGGUCAAGAAAUCGCGAGCAGUAUGCUGAUUCAGUUGUGGUUGGCUCAAGGGCUAAUACAUUCGUCUAACGAAAACCAAGAGUUGGAAGAUGUUGGUCUCCACUAUGUGAAAGAGUUGUGCUCGAGAUCUCUUUUCGAAGAGGUUGAAGCGUAUGACUCGUUCAUAAGUAUAAAAAUGCAUGAUCUUGUGCAUGACCUUGCAGUAUUAGUUGCACAAACUGAUUGUUGUGUCAUAAAAAACAACACUGAUAGUAUAACUGAAAAGGUUCGUCAUGUAACACUUUUCAGUUAUAGUCCUUCAGAGGAAAGCAUUCCUGGAAUUUUAUGUAAACAGAAGAGAAUUCGGACCAUUUUUGCUCCGUCUGAAGGAUUUGAAAGAUAUGCUGCUCUUUUGGUUGGUCAAUGCAUUUCAAGAUUCAAGUACUUGAGGGUGUUAGAUUUACGCCAUUCAAGUCUUGAGACGCUGCCAGAUUCUAUUGGAAACAUGAAGCAUCUAAGGUACAUUGAUUUUAGUGGCAACAAUAACAUCCAAAUGCUUCCCUCAAACAUCUGCAAGUUGCCUAAUCUGCAAACUUUACGGAUUGUUCUUUGCACAAAACUUCAGAAAUUGCCAAGGGAGCUGGGAAAUUUGGUCAGUCUAAGACAUCUGUACUUGACAACCAAAGAGCAGAAUUUGCCGGAGAAAGGAUUGGGGUCCUUGGCACUUCUUCAAUCCCUGUCCAUAUUCGGAUGUGAAAAUCUUGUAUCCCUAUUCGAAGGAAUACAGAAACUCACGAAACUUAGGACUCUAGUUAUUGGUGAUUGUCCGAGGUUGACUGCUUUGCCAAGAGGCAUAGUUCACUUGUCAGCCUUAGAGAACUUUAUGAUUGUCAACUGUGAAGAGCUUAUGUUGUCUGACUGGCCAGAUUUUGAGGGUCUAAAGAGAAUCCGGUCACUUGUAAUCGGAGGACUUCCACAUUUGGUGUCUUUGCCAGAGUGGUUGAAAGGGGAUUGUAAUAGUCUAAAGUUCAUUCGCAUCUCAACAUGUCCAAGCUUCAUUGCAAUGCCUGAUUGGCUGGAAAACUCCACGUCCCUCGAGCAGCUUGAGAUAACAGGGUGCCCGAAAUUUUCAUCUCUCCCGGAUAGCAUGAGUUGUCUUACUACAUUGAGGAUGUUGAAAAUUCAGAAAUGUCCUGAAUUAACUAGACGAUGCGAAAAGGAUGCUGGAGAGGAUUGGACAAAGAUUGCUCACAUCCAGGAAAUUCAUCUUAAUGAUAUCACAAUAUAUAACUAGGUAAGAUGAAUGUGUCCAAUCUAUGAUGGAUGUCCCCACAUCACAUGUAAGUUCAGAGAUCACAGCUCAGAAGGACCUACUGAAGAGUGAAGAUCACAUCAUGUUUUGUCUUUUCAAAUUCAAAGCAAUUUCUUUUUUUUUGUUUAAGCAGCAUGUAUAUAUGUAUUCUAAACUCACUGGUCGACCAAUUCAAAGUCGCCUCUGGUAGGCCAUUAAGAG